This is a messenger RNA of Schizophyllum commune H4-8, 1675 nucleotides long. RefSeq names its product glycoside hydrolase family 43 and carbohydrate-binding module family 35 protein. The transcript is spliced from 16 exons. Gene Ontology annotation, biological process: carbohydrate metabolic process. Lineage: Eukaryota; Fungi; Basidiomycota; Agaricomycetes; Agaricales; Schizophyllaceae. The record is from RefSeq and is a predicted model, not a curated record. Gene Ontology annotation, molecular function: hydrolase activity, hydrolyzing O-glycosyl compounds; carbohydrate binding. The coding region runs from base 34 to 1368 and encodes 444 amino acids.
CGACUGCGUACCUGGUCAGUGGUCAUCAACACCAUGUUUUCACUCUUAGCUGGUGUGCUAUCCCUUGCCAUCGCUGCGCAGGCGGCGGUCAUUGUCCCAGGCGCUGCCUGGACGGACACUGACGGCAAUGUAAUUCAAGCUCACGGAGGCGGCUUCCUCAAGGUCGACUCGACGUGGUACUGGUGGGGUGAAGACAAAAGUCAUAAUAGCGGCUCCUUCAAGGCCGUGUCGUGCUACUCAUCUCCCGACCUGAUGACUUGGAAGCGCGAGACGGAUGCACUGACUCCCGUUGCCGGGACCAACAUCUCCGACUCGAACAUCGUGGAGCGGCCCAAAGUGAUCUACAAUAAGAAGAACAACGAAUACGUGAUGUGGUUCCACGCCGACUCGUCCAACUACGGCGCAGCCCAGCAGGGCGUCGCGACCGCCUCCACACCUUGCGGUCCUUUCAAGUUCCGCGAGAGCUUCCAGCCUCUUGGUGCCCAGUCCCGCGACAUGGGUAUCUUCGUGGAUGACGAUGACACGGCGUAUGUCCUCUAUGCCAGCGACAACAACCAGAACUUCAAGAUCUCGCGCCUCGAUGACGAUUACUACACGGUCACGGAGCAAGUCAACCAAAUUUCCUCAUCCACGCUCGAGUCUCCUGGUAUCUUCAAGCGCGAUGGGACUUACUACCUCAUCGCCAGCCACACUACCGGGUGGGCGCCCAACCCCAACAAGUUCUUCACCGCCUCGUCCAUCGACGGUACCUUCUCCUCCCAGGCCGACAUCGCGCCCUCCAACACGCGCACGUACUACUCGCAGAACACCUUCGAGCUCCCCCUCGGCGACGACGUCCUCUACGCCGGCGACCGCUGGCGCCCCAGCCUCCUCGGCAGCAGCCGCUACAUCUGGCUCCCGCUGACCUUCGACUCGGGCAAGCCGCAACUCGUGUGGGCGGAUGUGUGGUCGGUGGAUAUCAAUGCGGGCACGUACACCAUCGCUCAGGGUACGACCUACGAGGCGGAGAGCGCGACGAGGGCUGGGAACACGACUGUCAUCUCUAACUCGGCGUUCUCUGAGGGCAAGGGCAUCGGCUACAUCGGCAAGGGCGGCACCGUCACCUUCGAGAACGUCGAGGGCACCGGUAAACCUCAGUGGGUCUCGAUCUACUAUGCGAACGGCGAUUCCAGCUACCGCACGGUGUCCGUCAGCGUCAACGGCGGCGACUCCGUCAGCGUAGACCAGCCCGACAGCGGAGGGAGCAGCGUCAUCCUCUCCGUCCCCGUCCAGCUUACGCUUAAGUCUGGAUCGAACACGCUCACCUUCGGUGAUCAGGAUUCGUACGCUGGAGACCUCGACAAGAUCAUCGUCUACACGGAUGCCUAGGUGGUUGGAGAGGCAUUUCUAGUCUCGAAUGUCAUGACAAAAGUGUAUCCCUGGGACUUUCACAAGGUUGAAUCAAAGAAUCGUUGUCUACCACUUCCUUGCGUUUGAACCGGCCACAGUGCACAGCUGAGAGGGCCUGUAUUGUUACUAUACCUGCACAGAAAGUAAACACCAAUGACAGGCUAGGCGGUAAGCAGAGGCCACGAAGGAGCGACGGCGGAUUCUAUGUUGGUUGCAUGCAUUAUAAAUACAUUAAUGCGUAGAGGUUAGGCGCUGUAUGCUACGGCAACAGUCAGAUCGAACGACG